UAAUCCUCUUUAAACUCCAGUCAGCAGAGGCGGAGCCGGAGCUCUCCCGGUGCUUCGCAGGUCCCCGGCCCCGGAGACGACACUUCACGGCCCCGCGAUGUGCGACAGGCGGCGGUCACCGUAGAGGAGCUGCCCGGUCGCUGCGGUCGGAGGAGGCAGAUGCGGCUGUGGCCAUGAGUUGUUCCGGGAAGCGGAGCGUUCAGGCGGCGUUGAUCCUCGUGUGUGUCGCCCAGCUGACUGCAGGUCUGAAGUGUGUGUGUCAGCUCUGCGUCAACCACACCUGUGAGACCAGCUCAGGCGGCGCCUGCUGGAACUCGGUGAUGCUGAUUGACGGGAGGGAGGAGACGGUGAAGUCCUGCCUGUCGCCCACCGAGAUGAAGGGCCAGGUCUUCUGCCUCAGCUCGCGCAACGUCUCCAAGAGGAACUGCUGCUUCACUGACUUCUGCAACAGUGAGACUCUGCACCUACACACAGAGAGGCCUUUGGAAGAACCUGAAAGGUGGAGCAGGCUGCAGCUCUCGGUGGUGAUCCUGGUGCCGUCCUGCCUGCUGUGCGUGGGGGUCCUUCUCGGCGUGUUCGGCGUGCCGGGCCACUACUGUGCCUACAGUCGAGCCCACAAGCACGACCCCGAGGAUCCCCUGGACGACCGGAUGAUCAUGUCCGGGGACAAAUGUCUCCAAGAUCUGAUCUACGACAUGAGCACCUCAGGCUCUGGAUCAGGCCUGCCACUGCUGGUGCAGAGAACCAUAGCUCGGACCAUCGUGCUGCAGGAGACCAUUGGGAAGGGUCGAUUCGGUGAGGUGUGGCGGGGCAAGUGGCGAGGGGAGGAUGUGGCGGUGAAGAUCUUCUCCACCAGGGACGAGAGGUCCUGGUUUCGCGAGGCAGAGAUCUAUCAGACGAUCCUGCUCCGACACGAGAACAUCCUGGGAUUCAUCGCUGCAGACAGCAAAGAUAACGGCCUGUGGACUCAGCUCUGGCUGGUGUCGGAGUACCACGAGCACGGCUCCCUGUACGAUUACCUGAGCAGGUACACGGUGUCGAUGGAGGGCAUGGUGGUCCUGGCCUUAUCAAUAGCCAGUGGGCUGGCACAUCUCCACAUGGAAAUCAUUGGCACCCAGGGGAAACCGGCCAUCGCUCACAGAGACCUCAAGUCCAAAAACGUCCUGGUGAAGAACAACGGCACAGCAGUCAUUGCAGAUUUGGGUAUGGCCGUUAAACACGACUCCAACACCAACACCAUCGACAUACCGCCCAACCACAGAGUGGGAACCAAAAGGUACAUGGCCCCAGAAAUUCUGGACGAGACGAUCAAUAUGAGCAACUUUGAAUCGUUCAAGCGAGCGGACAUCUACUCGCUCGGCCUGGUGUUCUGGGAACUGGCCCGAAGAUGCUCUAUUAGGGGACUUAAUGAAGAUUUCCAGCUGCCUUAUUACGACCUUGUGCCUUCAGAUCCGGCGGUCGAGGACAUGAGGAAGGUGGUCUGCGAUCAGAAGCUCCGACCCAGCAUUCCCAACCAGUGGCAGAGCUGUGAGGCGAUGCGUGUAAUGGGCAAAGUGAUGAGGGAGUGCUGGUACGCCAACUCCGCCGCUCGACUCACUGCGCUGCGGGUCAAGAAGACCGUCUCUCAGCUGUCCAUGAUCAAGGAUGUCAAAGAAUAGCUGGAACCAGUGCAACAAGAGGAACUGGGAGCAAACUGUCCUCUCUCUCUAACGGCCUGAUGCUGCCCCCUUCAGGACGUGACCACACUGUUCACCCUCACAGAGCUUUCAGGUUGUCGUCAGUGCCAAAGUCUUGCAGGCGGUGUGUGAUGCUGCUCUGCACGCACACAGCUAAAGCCACCUAUCUGAACCAAACAGCUCAACCCUAGGUAGGAAGAGCCAUAUGUAAUGAGAGUAUGUUUAAUGUAUAUAUACGUGUUAUGUUGCUACCUCACACAUUUAAGUUGCCAAAGCUUGAAGUUGCACAUUGUGAUGUUCUGUUUUCCGUGUGCCAUAUCUUGUAGCAAACACAGUGUUGCUGGUUAGUUGGUGUGCGACCUGACAAUCACAAAGGACACUGGAUUAUAGAGGAAAUCUGAUUAGUUGUAAAUGACACACAUUGAACUCUAUUGUACGGUUUGUUGAGAGCUCCAGUGGUCUCCUGGUCCAAAUACCUCUACAACUGCUGGAAUAACCUUUGAUUCAGACGUUGAUGUUCCCCUGAAGAUGAACUUUGGAUUCUCAGCCUUCUCAUCUUGCACCAAUAGAUAAAGAGAGUACAGUUGAGGUUCAUAGAGAACAGCGUCAAUUAAUGAAAGUAGAGCGUUUGGACCAAAACAACAAUUUUCUCUGGCACCACCCUCAGGCCGAACUCUUGUGUUGAACUGACUUGUAGUAAAGCUGUAAGGACUACAAAGAUGUCCCCACGUUGUAAAAGCCUCAUUAGACAACUUCUACUGUAAGAAUAUUAGUGCUGUUUAAUAUAAAAAAGAAGUUAAAGCAACACUAUGUCACUUUAACGGAGCAACAGUGCCCCCUACAGUCCCACAUGGUGAUUUACUCUGUUGGAGUCUGUGUUUCCAUAGAGAGAAAAAACAAA
This is a messenger RNA of Platichthys flesus (European flounder), 2577 nucleotides long. Its product is annotated as activin receptor type-1C. The transcript is spliced from 9 exons. The record is from RefSeq and is a predicted model, not a curated record. Gene Ontology annotation, cellular component: plasma membrane; activin receptor complex. Gene Ontology annotation, molecular function: activin receptor activity, type I; ATP binding. Lineage: Eukaryota; Metazoa; Chordata; Actinopteri; Pleuronectiformes; Pleuronectidae. Gene Ontology annotation, biological process: protein phosphorylation; nervous system development; activin receptor signaling pathway. The coding region runs from base 174 to 1658 and encodes 494 amino acids.